AAGUUGAGAACUGCCAUUCACACUGGGGAAGAAAACUUUGAAAACUAAUUAUUUGAUUCAGUCUUUGGUGGGUGUUGAAACAUUCAUGGAGGUGCCCCCUUCCCAAGUUGAACCUGCUCUGAUUUGAUCAGCUAGGUUAGAGAUUUUUUUGAAAUUCCCAUCUAUUUGUGACGCAUUGACCAAUCAAAACACAAUUUACGUUUCCUCAUGUAACAAAUAUAAUAUACCCAUUUGUCCCAAAUUAAUAAAAACCAAAACCUCAUCUCCUAGUCCUAUAGCUCGAACACGAGAAUUUCUUCUCAUCAUCAGCCUCUCAACAUGAAUCUUCUCUGCCUUGCUCUCCUUCAAAUCUCCAUUUUCAGCUUCUUCAGAUUAAGCCACUCUGCAAAUUCUACUUCCUUCAAUUUCUCGAGUUUCCAAUCAAACACAGCAGAAAUCAACUUCGAGGGCGAUGCACAUAUAUCCGGCAGCAUCAUUCAACUCUCCAAAACAAACCAAUCCAAUAUUUCACAUUUUGGUCGAGCAACAUAUGCACAACCAGUUCAGAUAUAUGAUUCAACCACAGGUACGUUAGCAGAUUUCACCCAUCACUGCACCUUCCUCAUAAAUGGUUCCCCCACUAUCAAUGGCUUUGCUGCCUUCUUUGCUCCCAACGGUUCUACUGCUCCUCCAAAUUCAACAGGUGGGUACCUUGGCCUAGUUAAUAAUAGUGCCACUGACUCUGGUUUUAAAUUCAUUGCCAUGGAGUAUGAUACUUUUCAGAAUCAGUGGGACCCAAGCAACGCUCAUAUAGCUAUGAACAUAGACUCCAUCCAGUCGGAUCAAAUAGUUAACUGGAAUACAACCAUGACCAAUAAACUGGGUAAUGCUUGGCUUACCUAUAAUGCAAGUAUUAUGCGUUUGAGUCUCUAUGUGACUUAUGUCUCAAAUCCUGUUUUUAAUGGAGAGACUACUCUUACUAAGACUAUUAAUCUGAAGGAUUAUUUAUCAGAAUGGGUUACAAUUGGGUUUUCAGCUGGUACAAACACAACCAAUGAGACACAAACCAUUCACUCUUGGGAGUUCUACUCCAGCUUCAACACUCCAUCCACAACAAAUUCAUCCAAUAAGGUGGGAAUGGUGGUAGGAAUUGUUGUUGGUUCAGUUGUCUUGAUUAGUGGGUUGAGUCUAUCUGGUUAUUGGUUUGUGUAUAGGAAGGGGAAAAGAGGGAAAGAAGAAAGUGAUGUGGUCUUUGAGUUGGCCAUGGAGGAAGAAUUUGAGAAAGGAGCAGGGCCUAGGAGGUUUUCUUAUCAUGAAUUAGUGAAGGCAACAGAAAACUUCAAUGUCACAAGGAAGCUAGGGGAGGGAGGUUUUGGAGGUGUUUAUAAAGGCUUUUUGAGUGAUUUGAAUAUGGAAGUGGCUGUUAAGAGAGUCUCCAAAGGGUCUAGACAAGGUGUGAAGGAGUAUGUAUCCGAGAUAAAGGUCAUUAGCCGAUUAAGACACAGGAAUCUGGUUCAACUCGUUGGGUGGUGCCAUGAACAAGGAGAACUGUUACUUGUUUACGAGUACAUGGAGAAUGGAAGCCUUGAUUUUCAUAUCUUCCGCGGAACAAAAAUGGCGUUACCUUGGGAAAUUAGGUACAAGAUUGCUCAUGGCUUGGCUUCUGCAUUGCUUUAUCUCCAUGAAGAAGGGGAACAAUGUGUUGUUCACCGCGAUAUCAAAUCGAGUAAUGUGAUGUUGGACUCAAGCUUCAAUGCCAAGCUUGGAGAUUUUGGGCUAGCCAGGCUAGUGGAUCAUCAGUUGGGGUCACAAACAACAGUAAUUGCAGGUACCAUGGGUUACAUGGCGCCAGAGUGUGUCACCACAGGCAAGGCUAGUAAAGAAUCAGAUGUUUAUAGCUUUGGAGUUGUUGCUUUGGAAAUUGCUUGUGGGAGAAGGGCUGUGGAACACAGAGAGGAAUCAAGUAAGGUAGCCCUUGUAGCUUGGGUUUGGGAGCUUUAUGGCAGUGGAAGGCUUCUUGAAGCGGUAGAUCCAGCGCUGAAAAUGGAAUAUGAUGAGAAACAAAUUGAGAGAUUGAUGGUUGUUGGAUUAUGGUGUGCUCACCUUGACCACAUUUUACGCCCGUCGAUAAAGCAAGCGAUUAAUGUUCUAAAUUUCGAAGCUCCGAUGCCUAAUCUUCCUUCAAAGAUCACUCUGCCUUCAUACAUUUCACCUUUGAUGAACAAAUUCAUUCCAUUCUCUCAUGUAUCAUCCAAUGAUACUACUACUGAUGCCGCUGCUGCAAGAGACCAAACCCAGUAUUCGAGUAGUACCGGCACCACUACUGAUUCAUCCGUGCCAACCAUGUCUUCUUUUGCUGAUUCUUCCUCCGGAUCCUCUGCAUCUCUCCUGUAUGGUAUUAAAAAAGCCAACAUAUAAUGUGUAACUAAUUAGGACAGUAAUUAUGCUUUCAUUUAUGUUUGAGAUUAAGUAAUCUAUUGUACUUCCCUUUCUCAUUUGUAUUAAUUUCCUUCAAUAUUAAGGUACCAAUGUUUUCCCUGA
Messenger RNA from Macadamia integrifolia, 2520 nucleotides. Its product is annotated as L-type lectin-domain containing receptor kinase IX.1-like. Gene Ontology annotation, cellular component: plasma membrane. Gene Ontology annotation, molecular function: protein kinase activity; carbohydrate binding; ATP binding. Gene Ontology annotation, biological process: protein phosphorylation. The record is from RefSeq and is a predicted model, not a curated record. The transcript has a single exon. NCBI's taxonomy places the organism in Eukaryota, Viridiplantae, Streptophyta, Magnoliopsida, Proteales, Proteaceae. Bases 319 to 2397 code for a protein of 692 amino acids.